CUUUGAAUUACACCUUUUAAAAUAAAUUCCAUCUCCUACUCUACUAUAUAAUUUCUAUCAAAAAAAAUAAAUACUAUUUACUAAGUAAAACAAAAUGUCAGGUAAACAAGGGUCUGCAAUUUUAUGGGCUAUAUUUAUGGUGUUGUUUACUAUUCAAAUAACUAAUGCUGCUAUUUACAAUGUUGGAGAUGGUAAUGGCUGGACUUUGGGUGUUAGUAACUGGCCUAAUGGCAAGAAUUUCAAAACUGGCGAUGUGCUUGUAUUCAAAUAUCCUAAAGGUAUUCACAAUGUGGUGAUAGUGAACAAGGCUAAUUACGGUACUUGUAAGGCUUCAGGGAAAACACUUAGUUCUGGAAAUGAUAGAGUAACUCUUGGCAAGGGCACAUACUACUUUAUUUGCGGCAUUCCUGGUCAUUGUAAUGGUGGCCAAAAGAUUUCAGUUACUGCUAAUUGAUAAGUAUAUCUCUUCAUUUCUAUAUUUGAAGAAUGAAAUAAUAACUUAGUUAUACUAGUUUUCUUUUUUCAUUCCAGUACUCCACAAGCAAAAAACAUCUAUAUGGAUCAAGAAAUAAAACAUUCUAUAUAUAUCAUUGGUACUCCAAAGUA
Molecule: messenger RNA, 606 nt
Organism: Nicotiana tabacum (common tobacco)
Lineage: Eukaryota; Viridiplantae; Streptophyta; Magnoliopsida; Solanales; Solanaceae
Product: chemocyanin-like
Cellular component (GO): plasma membrane
Molecular function (GO): electron transfer activity
Source: RefSeq, a predicted model, not a curated record